AUGGGACAGCCUAUUUCUGGGGAAGCUCACUUGCCAGUCGUUGAAAGCUUCGGGCUUGCCACCGCCCUGUUGAUCCAGACGUCAGGAGCUGCUAGUAACCCACAACUCAUCUUCUCACACUGGAGUAUCAUCGACAUGGACCCGGUCUUCAACCCGCAGACAGAGUUGGAGCGAGAGGACUUUGGCGAACGCGUCCACGAACACAACUACGUGAGACGAUACAUCGAAGCGGUACGUAAGCGUAAGGGUCUGUCGCGAGAUGAAAAGAUUGUUGUGCACCCCGAAAAAACACGCACUCUUAAAAGAUACGACGCUGGAUGA
This is a messenger RNA of Phytophthora infestans T30-4, 321 nucleotides long. RefSeq lists its product as uncharacterized. Gene Ontology annotation, molecular function: GTPase activity; ribosome binding. Gene Ontology annotation, cellular component: cytosol; ribonucleoprotein complex. The record is from RefSeq and is a predicted model, not a curated record. Gene Ontology annotation, biological process: cytosolic ribosome assembly. Lineage: Eukaryota; Oomycota; Peronosporomycetes; Peronosporales; Peronosporaceae. The coding region runs from base 1 to 321 and encodes 106 amino acids. The transcript has a single exon.